Messenger RNA from Verticillium alfalfae VaMs.102, 1329 nucleotides. RefSeq lists its product as hypothetical. Gene Ontology annotation, molecular function: fatty acid elongase activity. The record is from RefSeq and is a predicted model, not a curated record. Gene Ontology annotation, cellular component: endoplasmic reticulum membrane. The coding region runs from base 1 to 1329 and encodes 442 amino acids. Gene Ontology annotation, biological process: fatty acid elongation, saturated fatty acid; sphingolipid biosynthetic process; very long-chain fatty acid biosynthetic process. The transcript is spliced from 3 exons. Lineage: Eukaryota; Fungi; Ascomycota; Sordariomycetes; Glomerellales; Plectosphaerellaceae.
AUGUCCGGUACUACCAUCCUCAGCGAGCUACCGAACUCGUCUCUCUUCCAAUUCCCUCCCAGCCACUACCCCAUCGGCGUCCCUCCUCCCCCGCCGGGUGUGAGCUCCUCCAACUUCGCCAUCCCCGAUCACAUUUACAAUGCCGUCCUGGACCCCCGGGUCCCCAUCACCAUUGCGGCGACAUACGCUGUCACGAUCAAGCUUCUCAACCGCUACAAUACCUCUACCAACAAGCGCCCUUGGGCUAUCAGCAAGACGGGCCCUUUCAAGGUCUUUGUCAUCCUCCACAACAUCUUCCUUGCUGUCUACUCGGCCUGGACCUUCUGGGGUAUGCUCGGUGGCAUGCGCCGUGCCAUCUGGACCAGCAUCAACGGUGCCAUCAGCCUGUCCGCCAACGGAAACCCUAGCACCGACGUGUACGGUCGCCUGUGGAACGAAGGUCUUUCGUUCUACGGCUGGAUCUUCUAUCUGAGCAAGUUCUAUGAGGUGCUCGAUACUUUUAUCAUCCUCGCCAAGGGCAAACUGUCUUCAACUCUCCAGACCUACCACCACGCCGGCGCCAUGAUGUGCAUGUGGGCUGGCAUGCGUUACAUGUCCGCUCCCAUCUGGAUGUUUGUCCUCGUCAACUCCUUCAUUCACGCUCUGAUGUACACAUACUACACUAUCACCGCCUUCAACAUUCGCGUGCCGACACCCAUUAAGCGCUCUCUGACCACGAUGCAAAUCACCCAGUUCCUCGUGGGCGCUUCGUAUGCCAUGCUCCACUCAUUCGUCUCGUACACCGUCCCGGUGACCGUCUACACCGAGAAGUCCGCCUCUGCCGCCGCCGCCGCCUCCGCCAGCUCCUCGUCUUCUCUUCCCACCGCCGAGGCUAUCGUGAAGGCAUCUGUCGGUGCGAUCGAGUCUAUCAAGAACAUGAUCUACGGAGCGGCCAGUGAGUCUGCUGUUGCCGCCGCCGCCUCGGAUGCCACUGGCGCCGCUGCGGCCGCUGCCGCUGCUGCCGUGCCCGCCGGUCUUCAGGCUGAGACCGUCUGGGUCACACAGCCUUGCAUUACCACCAGCGGUGAGACUUUCGGCAUCUGGCUCAACGUUCUGUAUCUCGCGCCGUUGACCUACCUCUUCGGCAUGUUCUUCGUCCGCAGCUACCUCCGCCGCUCCAGCGCCCAGGACCUCAAGCCCAAGGGCAAGUCGCGCCGCGAGAGCAAUGUCACCCUCGCCGAGAAGGCCGGCUGGGAUGCUGCUAAGGAGGUCAGCAGCGAGAUUUACAACCAGGGCGCCGAGGAGGCUGUUGUCACUGGUCCCAAGACGAGGAAGGGCCGCAAGAACUAG